UUCCUCUUUUCUAAUUUCAGCUCCAGAGCCUCCAGCAGGAACUUCAAUAUCUUGCAUGUUACAGACUUUACUACUCCCAUCAGCUUGGAGAUAACAUGUGGCUCUUGACAGCUCUGCUCCUUUGGGUUCCAGCUGGUGCACAAACGGACCCCGCAAAGGCAGUGAUCACCUUGCAGCCUCCAUGGGUCAAUGUAUUCCAAGAGGAAAAUGUAAACUUAUGGUGUGAGGGACCCCAUUUACCUGGGAACACCUCUACACAGUGGUUUCUCAAUGGCACAGCCAUUCAGACCUUGACCCCCAGACACAGAAUUGCUGCAGCCAGUGUCAAUGACAAUGGUGAAUACAGGUGCCAGACAGGUUUCUCAGUGCCAAGUGACCCAGUACAGCUGGAAGUUCACAGAGAUUGGCUACUACUCCAAGUUUCUAGCAGAGUCAUCACGGAAGGGGAACCUCUGACCUUGAGGUGUCAUGGAUGGAAUAAUAAGCUGGUGUAUAAUGUGCUUUUCUACCAAAAUGGCAAGGUCUUAAAGUAUUUUAUUCAGAAUUCUGAAUUCACCAUUCUGAAAACCAACCUGAGUCACAAUGGCAUCUAUCACUGCUCAGGCAUGGGAAAGCAACGCUUUGAAUCAGCAGGAGUACCUAUCACUGUAAAAGAGCUAUUUCCAGCCCCAGUGCUAAAAGCAUCUUUGUCAUCACCCAUCCUGGAGGGGCAGCUGGUCAACCUGAGUUGUGAAACAAAGUUGCUCCUAGAGAGACCUGGUUUGCGGCUUUACUUCUCCUUCUACAUGGGCAGCAAGACCCUGCUGAGCAGGAACACAUCCUCUGAAUACCAGAUACUGACUGCUGAGAGAGAAGAUUCGGGGUUAUACUGGUGUGAGGCUACCACGGAAGAUGGCAAUGUCAUCAAGCGCAGCCCUGAGUUGGAGCUUCAAGUGCUCGGCCUCCAGAUACAAACUCCUGUUUGGUUUCACGUCCUUUUUUACCUGGCGGUGGGAAUGCUAUUUUUGGUGGACACCAUUUUCCAUGUGAUUAUAUAUAAGGAACUGCCAAGAAAGAAAAAGUGGAACCUAGAAAUCUCUUUGGACUCUGGUCAUGAGAAAAGAGUAAAUUCCUACCCUUCAAAAGAGAGGUAUUUAGAAGAACCGUAAUGUUAUGAACAAGAGCAGCUGCAAGAAAGGACAUACCAGCAGCCCCUGGAGGGAGGGCAGCAGCAGCAGCAGCCCAGAAGGUACCCACGGAUCUAGACAGUCCCUCCCCUUCUCUGUGCAAGCACUGGGGUGCAAACAUCCAAAAGUUUAAAGACAUUAGAACUGUGAGUCCCAUGACAUCUGAUUAACUCUGAAAUAAAGUAAGCAAAUGAGCUGACUUCAGUGAAGAUAAACUUAGAAAAUGGGUCAUCAGGGAUGAUCUGAAGUGAGAUCUACUCUAAAGAAAUCUUUAAAAACUUGUAAGUCCAGUCUAACCUGAUUAUCCUACUGUGUAGUUUGAGCAAUAAUAUUAUUUCUAGGGACAGGGUGAAAAGGUAAUUGUGUGCAUAUGUACAAGAGAUUAAAAUAGAGAAAGAGACAGAAUGAGGGUUAGAAGGAGGCAGAAAAAGAACAAAUAUCAGGGAGACAAGAGAAAGGGGCAGAGACCCAAAAGAAGGAAAGGUAACUUACAGAUGGCUCCUGCGAGACUAUGGGUGGAGCGCUCAUGCCUCCCUGGAGUCAGCGUGGUUAUUUGGUGGGUUCUCUCUUCAGCACAGGAGCGGGGAAUGCAUCCGCACAGCUUGCAGAGCUAAGGGCUGUCCCUCACCAGGACAGAUGGGCGCCUGAUUUUUGCCCUUUCAUAUGAGGCUUUCUCACAACGUCUCUGUGUCCAGGGACGCCAGCAGUCUUCCUUGCCUAUCCCACUCCCCCACCCCACAGGAAGACAGAAUGUAACUGUGGCUUUCCUUAAUAAAUUAAACCCGGACCUCCCAGCAGAGCACCGCAAGGAGGAGCUUCAGCUGGGGAGGGGCAGUGACAUCAUAAAGCCCCAGUUCUUACUGCCAGAGAUUCACUCUCCCCUUCUGAUUUUCUGGAUGAUUACUAACCGGCUUCAAGAUAAUGCUACUCUUCCACUUGGGUUCUCAUUUGGAGGCAAAAUAUUUUUCUGCUAUCUAGAACAUAGCUGAAAUAAAACUGAAACAUGUGAAAGGACUUUAUUAAAGCUUAGAAAAAACCAAAAGGGGUGUGAACAAACCUAGCAACAAAUUCUAGAUUUGGUUUUUUAAAACAGUGUAGCUUAUCUGCCAGACAAGGAUGCUUCCCUGCCUAGCUUCUGUCCUGGCUCCAAUGGCGGGGCUCACCUUUAACAUCCACCACCUAGAGGCGCUCUAAAGCAACUCAGCAGUGUGAGGUAGAUGGAGGAGCACCUCAGCCCAUUGCUCGCCUCGUCAUGGGCAAUGAGAAUGUUCUCUCCUUCAGAAUAAAGUACAGCAAUUAUCAUCUCAGUAGAAGUACAACUCCAACAUUGGAAAAAAAUUUUAUUUGAGAGAGAGAGAGAGUGCGAGCGUGAGUGGGGGGGGGCAGAGGGAGACAAUCUUCAAGCCAACUCCCAGCUGAGUGCAGAGCCUGAUGCAGGGAUCUAUCUCAUGACCUACGAACCCAUGACCUAAGCCGAAACCAAGAGUUGAAGGCUUAACCGACUGAGCCACCCAGGCACCCCAGGUAUGACUGCAACAUUUAUAUUAAAAGAAAUGAUCAUACAUAA
Molecule: messenger RNA, 2733 nt
Organism: Ailuropoda melanoleuca (giant panda)
Lineage: Eukaryota; Metazoa; Chordata; Mammalia; Carnivora; Ursidae
Gene: FCGR1A
Product: Fc gamma receptor Ia
Exons: 6
Coding region: 96-1148 (350 amino acids)
Biological process (GO): cell surface receptor signaling pathway; positive regulation of tumor necrosis factor production; antibody-dependent cellular cytotoxicity
Cellular component (GO): external side of plasma membrane
Molecular function (GO): IgG binding; IgG receptor activity
Source: RefSeq, a predicted model, not a curated record